Molecule: messenger RNA, 723 nt
Organism: Lottia gigantea (owl limpet)
Lineage: Eukaryota; Metazoa; Mollusca; Gastropoda; Lottiidae
Exons: 4
Coding region: 1-723 (240 amino acids)
Biological process (GO): positive regulation of DNA-templated transcription; regulation of transcription by RNA polymerase II; cell fate specification
Cellular component (GO): nucleus
Molecular function (GO): DNA-binding transcription factor activity, RNA polymerase II-specific; RNA polymerase II cis-regulatory region sequence-specific DNA binding
Source: RefSeq, a predicted model, not a curated record
AUGCCAUCUUUACCAAUCCAUCCUGCAGGAUUAAGCCAACCCAAAUUUUCUCAAUUGAAUGGUUUUGCCAGCGACUUUUUAUCUCAUCCACAACCGUUUCGACCAUACAAAGUUCCUGAAAGUGAUGAUGACGUCAAAGAUGAUCCAAAAGUCGAAUUGGAAUCCAAAGAUUUAUGGGAUUCGUUUCAUAAAUUUGGAACGGAAAUGGUUAUUACGAAAUCCGGAAGACGAAUGUUUCCACCAUUUAAAGUGAAGGUCUCCGGAUUGGAUAAGAAAGCUAAAUACAUUUUACUCAUGGAUAUCAUAGCCGUUGAUGAUUGUCGUUAUAAAUUUCACAAUAGUAAAUGGAUGGUGGCUGGUAAAGCGGAUCCGGAAAUGCCCAAGAGAAUGUAUAUCCAUCCAGAUUCACCUAGUACAGGGGAACAAUGGAUGCAGAAAAUUGUCUCGUUCCAUAAACUCAAGCUUACAAACAAUAUUUCUGAUAAACAUGGUUUUACGAUUUUGAAUUCAAUGCACAAAUACCAGCCUCGAUUUCAUCUGGUGCGGACAGACGAUGUGCUCAAACUACCAUACAGUCCAUUUAAAAGUUUUAUUUUUAAAGAAAUGGAGUUCAUAGCAGUAACGGCAUACCAAAACGAAAAGAUCACUCAGUUAAAAAUAGAUAAUAAUCCAUUUGCAAAAGGUUUUCGGGAUACAGGAGGCGGGAAGCGGGAAAAGAAGUAA